AAGAGCCGCGGUAUAAACGCAAAAUUCGGUGGAAAUCAAAUCCAUCCCCCCCCAUUGCUUUGCUUGCAGUUGCAGUUGCUGCUGCAGCGUCCCUCCAGAGGGAGAAGGGCAAGGAGGCGGAGACAGAGGAAGGGUUGGUGGUUGGUUGGUGGAGAGGAGAGGUGGGUGGGGGAGAUGGAGCGGAAGGUGGUGGCGGUGUGCGCGGUGGUCGGGUUCCUUGGCGUCCUCUCGGCGGCGCUCGGCUUCGCGGCGGAGGCCACACGCGUCAAGGUUUCGGAUGUUCAAACAGAUUCUCCUGGUGAAUGUAUAUACCCAAGAAGCCCAGCCUUAGCGCUUGGGUUAAUAUCUGCCGUCUGUCUUAUGCUUGCGCAUUCUGUUAUAAAUACGGUUGCUGGUUGCAUCUGUUGUAAGAGGCAUCCUGUUCCAUCAGACACUAACUGGAGUGUUGCUCUGAUCUCAUUUAUCAUAUCAUGGUGCACUUUCAUAAUAGCAUUCCUACUCCUGCUGACGGGAGCUGCACUAAAUGAUCAGAGAGGUGCGGAGAACAUGUACUUUGGUAGCUUCUGCUAUGUGGUGAAGCCAGGGGUCUUCUCCGGGGGAGCAGUGCUAUCUCUUGCCAGUGUGGCACUGGCGAUAGUUUACUAUGUCGCCCUGUCGUCAUCGAAGAGUCCUCCACCGACAUUCGCAACCCCGCGCCCGCAGAACCAAGGCAUCGCUAUGGGCCAACCUGUGAUCCCCCAGCAGAGCAGUGAACCCGUCUUUGUCCAUGAGGACACUUACAAUCGGCAACAGUUCCCGUGACCAUGACUGUAUGUUCUGAUGGUCACUCUGAUCGGGUACUUUGUGCCUUUAUGCUUGGUCUGUAUAGGGUUGCAGGUUAGAACAAUAGCAGUCAGCAUUGUUGUUAGCUAGAUUAAUGUUUGCCUUUCUCUUGUUUAUCGAGCACUGUUGCGGCAUGCCUGUUUCAUCGUUAUGGACGUUUGAUUCUGAAUGAACUGGGUAUUGUUGAACGAGCUUGUUUGCAAAUGCAGAUGUUCUAUA
Messenger RNA from Panicum virgatum (switchgrass), 1041 nucleotides. Its product is annotated as protein MODIFYING WALL LIGNIN-2-like. The transcript is spliced from 3 exons. The coding region runs from base 175 to 801 and encodes 208 amino acids. The record is from RefSeq and is a predicted model, not a curated record. Lineage: Eukaryota; Viridiplantae; Streptophyta; Magnoliopsida; Poales; Poaceae.